Procambarus clarkii (red swamp crayfish) is the source of this 1960-nucleotide messenger RNA. It is a transcript of the gene ais, whose product is annotated as DExD-box helicase 52. Gene Ontology annotation, biological process: maturation of SSU-rRNA. Gene Ontology annotation, molecular function: RNA helicase activity; nucleic acid binding; ATP binding. NCBI's taxonomy places the organism in Eukaryota, Metazoa, Arthropoda, Malacostraca, Decapoda, Cambaridae. The record is from RefSeq and is a predicted model, not a curated record.
GAUGACGUUGUUUGUUGAUGUUGUGGCUGUGUUGUAGUGGAGGUGGAGGGCACGUGGGUGGACCAGUCACACACCCUACAGUACAACCUCUCUUCUCUCCACAAUGAAUUCGUACGAUAUAUUCAGAAAGCUUACCAAAGGCAUCAAAUUUGACCACAAGAAGUUUAAAAGUGAUUUUCGAAAGUUGGAGGUCCAGCAGCCAGUUCAAGAGCAGGGAAGUGAGGACCUAAACAAAACUGAUAUCACAGAACCUGAAUAUGAAGAACCAUUGACAACUGAAGAACAUGUCUCUGGACAAGAUGAUGGCAGUGAGUGUGACAAUGAUCUCAACAUGCUGAGAGAUGUACAACUGGGGAGAGCUGCGCCCAAUCGAAAAAAGAAGAAAAAGAAGGAUAGCAAGCAAAAGCAGCUAGAAUUACAUAAAGAACAGGUGAACCAUUUGCGUAAGAAACAUGGAAUUCAUGUGUGGGGAGCUGAUAUACCUGAACCUAUGGAUUCAUUUGAAAAGCUUUUGGACCGCUAUGGUGUACACGAGACACUGGUGAGCAACCUCAGAAGCCAAGGUUUUGCCAGCCCGACGUCCAUACAGAUGCAGGCUUGGCCUCUCAUGCUGCAGGGCCGGGAGGUGCUCGGCUGCGCGCCUACUGGAUCAGGUAAAACGGCAGCCUUUCUGGUGCCCCUGCUACAUCAGCUGGGUGGUCCACAGAGGAAAGGAUUUCGUGCUGUUGUGCUUUCUCCUACUCGUGAGCUUGCAAAGCAGACGCAUAGGGAGUGUGUGAGGCUUUCUGAAGGGCUUGGUAUACGUGCAUUCAUCAUUAGCAAUGUCAGCAAAGCUGUGGAGAAAUUUGGGCCUCAAUCUGCUCAAAAGUUUGAUGUGCUUGUUACAACGCCGAAUCGCCUAGUGUACCUCUUGAAGGAAGACAAUGGUCCACCCCUCAAUUUAUCUAAUGUGGAAUGGCUCAUUGUGGACGAGAGUGAUCGUUUGUUUGAAGCCGGAGUUCACGGCUUCAGAGACCAGUUGGCAGUGGUGUAUCAAGCCUGCACUGGAUCCAAUAUUAAACGUGCCUUGUUUUCUGCCACGUUUGCCCAUGAAGUUCAACACUGGUGUAAGCUGAACCUUAAUAAUGUGGCUAUGGUCUCUGUGGGCAUCAGAAACACUGCAUCAGAGGAUGUGAAACAAGACCUUAUGUUCUGUGGGGAUGAAAGUGGGAAACUUUUAGCUCUUCGAGAUAUCUUCAGAAAGGGUUAUGAGCCACCAGUCCUGUUGUUUGUACAGACCAAAGAGCGUGCCAAGGAAUUAUUCAAGGAGUUGAUAUAUGAUAAUAUUAUGGUUGAUGCAAUCCAUGCUGAUCGUACACAACUUCAGCGUGAUAAUGUAGUUCGGGCAUUUAGGGAACGAAAAAUAUGGGUUUUGAUAUGUACAGAACUCAUGGCCCGCGGUAUUGACUUCAAAGGUGUCAAUCUUGUCAUCAAUUAUGAUUUCCCACCAUCAGCAGUCAGUUAUAUUCACAGAGUGGGAAGAACAGGGCGAGCUCACCACCAAGGACACGCCAUUACAUUCUGGACGAUGGAUGAUAAGCCUUAUCUAAGAAGUGUUGCACAAGUGAUUCAAAGCUCUGGUCAAGAAGUGCCGAGCUGGAUGCUGGAGCUUAAGAAACCAAGGAAGAGGGAAAGGAAGAAGUUAUCUACCCAACAACCAGAAAGAGGUCAUGUCUCCCAAGGUGUUCUUUACGAGCAGCUGGACAAGCGCAGACGAAGGGAAAUGGUGAAGAAAAGCAAAAAAAAUAAGUUAAUCAGGUGUGUAACACAAGGAAAUGUUGAAGAGGAAAAGGAAGAAAUCGAGGUGGAGAGUGAUGCGGCUCUGGAGACACCGGACACACACACAAGGAAGAGGAGAAAAGUGAAUGUUUAAUGGGUAACUUUGACUGUCUUCCAAGUAUUAAAAUAUCCCCCACAAUAA